UCCUCUCUCUCUCUCACGUCAAUUGCCAUCUCUCUCUCUCUCUCUAUCUCUUGCUUUCUCUCUCAAGACUCUUUCUUUCUUUCCUUCUUUUUAUUUCUCAAAAACGCACACGGAUUAUACUUUCUUUCCAUAUUCUCUCUUUGUCUGCGGUUAGAAUUGGAAGCUCUGAGAGCUCCUGAUUAAAUCUUGGCUUUUGAUACAAAUUCUAGUUGUUCCCACUGUAAUGGGCCUUCCCGCCGGGAUUCUCAUCGCCGGAGCCAUUCUGAUGUCGGCGGCCGUGGUUCUGUGCAGUUUUCCGGCCACCCUCACCCUCGAGAGAGCUUUUCCUUCGAACCACCGAGUGGACCUGAGCCAACUCAGAGCCCGGGACAGAGUCCGGCAUGGGAGGAGGCUUCAGUCCUCCAAUGGCGUCGCUGAUUUCCCUGUUGAGGGAACUUACAACCCCUUCCGCGUUGGGCUUUAUUAUACAAAGCUGCAAUUGGGAUCUCCUCCAAGAGAUUAUUAUGUGCAGAUUGAUACCGGAAGUGAUGUUUUGUGGGUCAGUUGCGGUUCCUGCAACGGUUGCCCUGAAACAAGUGGGCUCCCGAUUCAGCUCAAUUUGUUUGAUCCUCGAAGUUCAUCAACGUCACAAUUCAUUUCUUGCUCAGAUCGAAGGUGCAGUCUUGGAUCUCAAUCGGAUUCUGUUUGUUCCACACAGAAUAACCAGUGUUCGUACACCUUCCAGUAUGGAGACGGCAGUGGGACAUCAGGCUAUUACGUAUCAGACUUGUUGCACCUUGAGACGAUUCUUGAGGGUUCUAUGACCCAAAAUUCUUCAGCUAAUGUUGUCUUUGGGUGUAGCACCUUGCAGACUGGAGACUUGACAAAGUCAGACCGAGCUGUUGAUGGGAUCUUUGGGUUUGGCCAACAGGGUAUGUCUGUCAUCUCUCAGUUGUCUUCACAAGGAGUAGCACCAAGUGUCUUCUCCCACUGCUUGAGGGGAGACGAUACUGGUGGAGGUAUAUUGGUUAUCGGCGAGAUUCUGGAACCAAAUAUAGUCUAUAGCCCGCUUGUCCCCUCACAGCCUCAUUAUAAUUUGAAUCUGCAGAGCAUUUCUGUCAACGGGCAGAUAUUACCCAUUGAUUCCGCAGUGUUUGCAACAUCAAGCAACCGAGGAACUAUAGUCGAUUCUGGUACAACUUUGGCAUACCUCGCAGCUGAAGCGUAUGGCCCUUUUAUCACUGCUAUAACAGCUUCUGUUUCACAAUCUGUGAGCCCUGUUGUUUCCAAUGGCAAUCAAUGUUAUUUGGUCACCUCAAGUGUCAGUGAUAUAUUUCCUCAAGUUAGUUUUAACUUUGCUGGUGGCGCAUCCAUGAUUUUGAGACCUCAGGACUACCUCAUACAGCAGACUUCUGCCAGUGGUGCUGCAAGGUGGUGCAUUGGUCUUCAAAAAAUUCAAGGUUCAGGGAUAACGAUUUUAGGAGACCUUGUGCUAAAAGACAAGAUUGUUGUCUAUGAUUUGGGUGGUCAACGAAUUGGAUGGACUAACUAUGACUGUUCAACGUCAGUUAAUGUUUCUGCAACGGGUAGAACUGGAAAAAGUGAAUAUGUCAAUGCAGGACAGCUAAGUGACAGCACUUCUUUGCAUAAUGAUCACUACGAGCUGAUACCAGCAUGCAUGUUGGCUUUCGUUUUGUUUAUCAUAACUGUACAAGGAAACUUGUUUUUAUAGCAUACGCUUCCAAUAUCUGGGGUUAUCAUAUCAUUCUUUUUUCCACUGUAUAUCUCUAAUCUUGCUGGUUUAUAUUCAUAGGUUUGUGUUUCUUCUGAGAUUGUUUUCAUCAAACAUGUAGAAUUACACGUUACCCUGUCGAUAGGUUGUAAAAUACAUUUACGUGUAAUUGGUUCAAUGGGAUAGUAGUUUAUACGAAACUUCCUUCAUGUCA
Pyrus x bretschneideri (Chinese white pear) is the source of this 1925-nucleotide messenger RNA. RefSeq names its product aspartic proteinase 36. The coding region runs from base 224 to 1711 and encodes 495 amino acids. Gene Ontology annotation, biological process: proteolysis. Gene Ontology annotation, molecular function: aspartic-type endopeptidase activity. The transcript is spliced from 10 exons. The record is from RefSeq and is a predicted model, not a curated record. Lineage: Eukaryota; Viridiplantae; Streptophyta; Magnoliopsida; Rosales; Rosaceae.